AUGUACACUACCCUCCCUCUCCUCCUCGCCUUAUCCAUCUUCUACACAAAUGCAGCCCUCUACCACCCCACCAUUCAAAUCUCUCUCCUCGAACACAUCCUCGUCGAUAACUGGGGCGCCUACGCCUCAAACUUCUCCUCUGCAAUCGCACCCUGCGACCGCUAUGUAACGCAAACCGGAACCGCAGCUCUAACCAGCGGCCGCACAACAGCUGCACAAUGGAUACGCGUCAUGUUCCACGAUUUCAUCACCGCUAACGUGAGCGCUGGAACAGAUGGUUUGGAUGCGAGUAUAGGAUUUGAGACGGCGCGGGAGGAAAACAAGGGCAGUGCGUUUAACGACAGUUUUACGUUUUGGAGACCGUUUGUUAAUGGGGCUGUAUCAAUGGCCGAUCUCAUAGCCCUCGGAACAGUAAUGUCAAACAACCUCUGCGGCGGAGCACAAAUGCCGUACCGCGCCGGUCGCAUCGAUGCCGCCUCCGCAGGUAUCACAACCGGUGUGCCCGCCCCAGAAACCUCGCUCGAGGAAACUCUCACCUUCUUCGACCGCGCGGGCUUCAACGCCCAAGACGCCAUUGGCCUCACAGCUUGCGGUCACACAAUGGGUUCUGUACACCACGGCGGCUUCCCGGACGUCGUAGAUGACUCAUUCGUGACGCCGAAUAACACAAACGGCGGCAGUAACUUUGACACCUCACGCGCUGUGUUCGAUGCAAAAGUCGUAGGCGAAUAUGUGCAUUGGACGGGGAAAAAAGGCGGGCCCUUAGUUACGUCGUAUAACGAUAGUAUGAAGUCUGAUCUCCGGUUGUAUGAGAGCGAUGGUAACGCUACUAUGCGCGCGUUGUUGGAGAAAGGAGAUGGGUUUUUGGAUGCGUGUGUGGAGCUUAUGCGGAGGGCGAUUGAUACGGUGCCUGGUGGUGUGCGACUUGGUGAAGAGAUUGCGGCUCUGGCGGUUAAGCCGGUUAAUGUGACGUUUGACUUUGAUGGGCAGGGGAAGUUGGUGCUUUCGGGGAGGAUUAGAGUGCUGAAUAAGGCGGGAGAGGAGAGGCCGAGAUCACUUCGGCUUGGUUCAGGCGAGGAUGAGGUUGGUGUGGAAAUUACUGCUGAAGCAGAGACUGGUCAGUCUGUAUUUGGGAGAGGGAGUGGUGGGUAUGGAGUUACAACUUAUUUCCCCUUUUCGCUCACUGGGCCAUCCACAAGGAAUGCUACUUCCUUCUCUGUGAGCGGCGCGGGCGUACAGCAAACGUUUUCUGUCAGCAGCCAGAGUUUCGUUGUACCAAGCCUGACCUCUCUGCAGAGGAUAUCACUCAACGCUACGGUUGCGAUACCGACGUCGAGCUCCUGCGACGAUUUGACGGUACGUGUUGCAGCACCCUUUUCGCAACCAGGAACCUUGGCGCCGAAGAUGAGCGAGGAGCAUAUUUCGAUGGCCGAAGCUACGAACAAGGCCGACGGGUAUAAGCUUUGUGCGGGUACCGAACUCUUGGAUCAGUUGCCAACCGGCUUGCUCAUCGUUGAAGCUUCAAUAGGAGAAACGAUUGUUGAUUCACUGUUAGUCGAUGGAGGCAUGGCAGGAUGGUAA
Molecule: messenger RNA, 1581 nt
Organism: Pyrenophora tritici-repentis Pt-1C-BFP
Lineage: Eukaryota; Fungi; Ascomycota; Dothideomycetes; Pleosporales; Pleosporaceae
Product: putative heme peroxidase protein
Biological process (GO): cellular response to oxidative stress; response to reactive oxygen species; hydrogen peroxide catabolic process
Molecular function (GO): peroxidase activity; heme binding
Source: RefSeq, a predicted model, not a curated record